This is a messenger RNA of Colletotrichum chrysophilum, 1239 nucleotides long. RefSeq lists its product as uncharacterized. The coding region runs from base 1 to 1239 and encodes 412 amino acids. NCBI's taxonomy places the organism in Eukaryota, Fungi, Ascomycota, Sordariomycetes, Glomerellales, Glomerellaceae. The transcript is spliced from 3 exons. The record is from RefSeq and is a predicted model, not a curated record.
AUGUCUCUCUCUGCUCAGACGGUUAAUGAGCUGAAAAGCCUCGUUGACAAUGCUACCAGCAACUCUCACAGCAUCCCGGGCACGACGGUUGUGGUGGUAGACCGCAGUGGGGCGGAACAAUUCGCUCACUCGUCAGGAAAGCGCGGAAUCUCAUCGAGCGAGGAGAUGAGUCUUGAAAAUGUCUUCUGGAUUGCCUCCUGCACAAAGAUGGUCACGGGCAUCGCGUGCAUGCAGUUGGUUGAGAAGGGGGUUCUCAAGCUGGAUGACUCUGGCCAUCUCGAGAAGCUGUGCCCGGAGCUCGCGGAGAUCAAGGUUCUGAACUCGGAGGGAAAACUGGAGGAAAAGAAGAGAGGUAUCACGCUUCGCAUGCUUCUUACGCACACUGCUGGCUUCGGAUACACCUUCUUCGACCCCCGGCUCCGAGACUUCAGUUACCCAGCUGGCAUCGAUGAGUUUUCUGGUAGUAUCCGGGACAUGAUGCAACCGCUCGUCUUCCAACCUGGAGAGAACUGGGAGUAUGGCAUCGGGAUUGACUGGGCUGGCAUCGCUCUCGAGCGUGCGACAAACAUGAGUCUCAAUGACUACAUCCAGAAGAACGUUUGUCAACCACUGGAGUUGAAGAACGUCAAUAUGAUACCCACGCCUUCGAUGAAAGCACAGCUUGCAUACAUGCACUACAAGAACCCCGAAGGCAAGGUUACCGUUAGAGACCACCCUCUUCACCGGUCCCUCAUUGCCCAGUCCCCUGAGGAAAUCGCGAAUACCUUCAACAGUGGUGGAGCUGGGUUGUUUGCAAAGCCUUCAGAAUACGCACGCAUCCUCACCGUCUUCCUGAACGACGGAACCUGCCCCGUUACCAAAGCGCAGAUCUUGAAGAAGGAGACCGUAGACGAGAUGUUCAAGAACCAGAUCCCCGAGUUCCCCAACUUUGGCAGGUCAGGCAUCCCGCCCGCAAAGCCGGAGCUCACAAACCCCAUCCCUGAGAUUUACCCGGUCCCCUGGAACCCGCCCCAAGGGUGGGGACUGACGUUCAUGAUCACCGGUGGGCCGACCGGGCGGUCUGACGGGACCGCGUGGUGGGCAGGGCUGCCGAACUUGUUUUGGUGGUGCGACAGAGAGAACGGAGUUGCUGGCAUCGUGUGCUCUCAAAUCUUGCCGUUCUGUGAUGCGUCGGUCAUGGGAUUAUGGGGUCAGCUCGAGAUGGGUGUGUACAAGGGGCUCGGCAUCCUGAAGGGUUGA